This is a messenger RNA of Neurospora crassa OR74A, 444 nucleotides long. The record is from the annotation of a RefSeq genome assembly. Lineage: Eukaryota; Fungi; Ascomycota; Sordariomycetes; Sordariales; Sordariaceae.
AUGCGUAGUAUGACAUUGUUUAUUUUAUUUGUAUCUAUAAUUGCUUUACUUUUUUUAUUAAUUAAUCUAGUAUUUGCUCCUCACAUACCUUAUCAAGAAAAAAAUUCAGAGUUUGAGUGUGGAUUCCAUUCUUUUCAUCAAACUAGAUUCCCUUUCGAUUCACCUAUAGCUGCACAGGCGAUAUGUUUUGUAAUUCUGGACCUUGAAAUAUUUACCAUGUUCCCUUAUGUAGGAAGUUUAGGUAUAAAUACUUUCUAUAGUCUAGUGGUUAUUCUAGGUUUUAUGUUUGUUGUAUCAGCAGGAUUUGUAUUUGAAUUGGGAAAAGGUGCUUUAAAAAUAGAUUCAAAACAAAAUAUGGGUGGUGAUUCCACUCAUCUAGAGUUGAAAAAUUUAAAAGAUAUAUCUUCUUUAAAUUUAUGUCCUCCAUCAGCGUUCAAAAAUUAA